GUGCCUGUGAUGUGGUUCCAGUUGACGUUGGCAGACGGCGCAGCUCCGUACCUCUCACCGCUGUUCCUGUUGUAGGAGUGUCCGCCGCGAUUAAACCUAUUUCUGCGUCUGUUUGUAUAAUAUAUCUUCUCAAACUAUAAUAUAUGAAAAAGAUUUAAGUUACUGUUGAUUCUGUCAGACGUGUACGCGAUUUAACGGUGUAUUGGCUCGGUUUUAGCUUUGUUUUGGAGGCCUGUUGCGAGCUAAGAGAGAUCCUCGGGCUCGCUUUUGGAUAACGCUGGGCCGAGAUAACACUGACACCGGGAAUGGAGCUUCUGGACUUGGAUAAUCAAUAAGGUUAUACGAUUAUCACCCAAAUCACUAAACCUUACUCCCAAUACACCCUCAUCUUUCUGACACGCCAUUAAAUUAGUCUAUAUCACCAAUGCUAACGUGUUGACAAGCUAACUCUAAGCUCGUACAGAAGUUGGAAGUCUGAGGAUUUGCAUACUGGAUAUUGCUCUCGGCUUCUCCGUUUUGAGCUUGUGGGGACUUGUGAACCGUUUCUGCCGAUGUCUGAAGGUCGCAUGUCGCAAAGUUACGCCAAAAGCUCUCCAGAUGACACCUUUUGAAUAUGUGACGCUACCUGGACUCCUAGCUGCCUCUGCACUCCAACAUUGCUAAUCUACCAAUCCCCUACUACAUUCAUUAUAUCCCUGUCUCUUCAAAUGUCCACUAUGAAUCGUUACCUCCCUGUGGCCAGACAGCACUUCCUGGCAGCGUUAGCCAGCACUAGUGUCGUUGUGAAGUCCAUAAGUGCUGUGGUAGUCUUGCUCUAUCUCCUAUCAUUUGCGGUGGACACUUCUUAUGCCUUAGGAAUCACGCCUGGAUAUCUUUUUCCACCUAAUUUCUGGGUUUGGACUUUGGUAACACAUGGCGUGGUGGAGCAGCACAUUUGGGGCAUGGUUGCUAACGUGGGGACAGUGAUGACUUGCGGACGCCUCUUGGAACCACUGUGGGGUGCUCUGGAGUUGCUGAUUUUCUUCGCGGUGGUAAACGUUGCCGCCGGUCUACUUGCGGGGCUGUCCUACCUUCUUACGUAUGUGGCGACCUUUGACCUGGACUUCCUGUUUGCGGUGAGGGUCCACGGAGCAACUGGGUUUUUGGGAGGAGUGCUGGUGGCAUUGAAGCAGACGAUGGGAGACACAACGGUUCUAAGAGUGCCACAGGUGCGACUAAAGGCAGCACCAGCCCUGGUUCUCCUUCUCCUGUCUUUGCUGCGUCUCUCUGGGCUUCUGGACACCGCUGCCCCUCUGGCAGCCUACACAUACGGCGCUUUGUCUGGCUGGGUUUACCUGCGCUUCUACCAGAGACACAGCAGGGGCCGGGGGGACAUGUCAGACCACUUUGCCUUUGCCAGCUUCUUUCCUGAGGCGCUGCAGCCAGUUGUGGGUUUCCUGGCAGGUCUGGUGCACGCGGCACUGGUCAAGAUCAAAGUGUGCCGGAAGAUGGUGAAGAGAUAUGAUGUGGGGGCACCAUCCUCGAUAACAAUCAGUCUGCCUGGAACUGACCCCCAGGAUGCAGAGAGACGGAGACAACUCGCCCUGAAAGCAUUGAACGAACGUCUGAAGCGCGUGGAGGACCAGUCCGCGUGGCCCAGUAUGGAUGACGAGGAGGAUGAUGAUGAAGACGAACUCAGAACGCACUCACAGCCUCUACUUCCUGUUUCUUCUUCGUCCUCUGCACCAAUCACAGCCUCUGGCACACCCCACGGCAGCACAGUGCCAUCUACAGCUCCAGAGUCCAGCAUCAUCAGCUUUGAGGAUGCACCUUCCAGAUCGUAAUACAAAAUUAGCAAAAAACUGUGGCGAGAAAGUAGAGAAGGAGAGGAGCGCUGAGGAGAAGGAGAGGAGCGCUGUACAGUUGAGAAGUUGAUGUUGACUCUUUAAGCACCACAUUUUCUUCUUGUAAAAGCUGAUUUUUCUGUCUUGGACUUUCUUGCAGAGCUCUGUUCACUGCUUCUAUGUAUGUUUCUCUUCGACUUUCUAAUAAAGAAGGAAAUG
This is a messenger RNA of Periophthalmus magnuspinnatus, 2042 nucleotides long. It is a transcript of the gene tmem115, whose product is annotated as transmembrane protein 115. Gene Ontology annotation, biological process: retrograde vesicle-mediated transport, Golgi to endoplasmic reticulum. The transcript has 4 exons. Bases 708 to 1823 code for a protein of 371 amino acids. The record is from RefSeq and is a predicted model, not a curated record. Gene Ontology annotation, cellular component: Golgi apparatus; membrane. Lineage: Eukaryota; Metazoa; Chordata; Actinopteri; Gobiiformes; Gobiidae.